AUUCAUUGAACAUCGUACGAUGAUAUACGAUAAACAAAUGUAAUUGAAAGAUCCUUAAAAUCUUCACAAAAAGAAUCAAACGAGAAUCUUCGCUCUACUUUUACCACGAGAAAUGAAUAUAAAAACCAGAAAAGAAAACAAAAAAAGAACAAAAAAACCCCAAAACCCCAGACAGGCUUAAAGAUCGAGUCUUGAAUAGAACCCACAACUGGAAAAGCUUCUUCUAAACCCCAAAAGCUCACUGCAACUCUGCAACUCUGCAACUUUCCAAUUUCUGCCUCAAUCAGGUAAAAAUGUUGGCCUCGGCAGUCCAACCGCCGUUAACGGUGAAACCGCCUCAUCUCCACCAGUCCUCACCCUGCAUCUCAAACACCCACAUGGAAGUCAUUGCAGCUAAACCCACCAGACCCAGAAACAGAAGGAAAGCACUAUUCUUCCAUUCAAUUUGUUCCCAAUGCCUCAACCUCAAAUCAUUCUCCCGCCGCCAAUUUCUCACAAGGGUCAGCGGUAGCGACGGCGGCGGUGCGGCUGAUGCCACCCCACAACAGUAUAAACCACCCACUGACACUAAAGAGAUAAAGAGUAGUUCUUUGGGUGACGGGUAUGUCGGCUUGUUUAUUCGGAUGCUCGGUCUGGCCAAUGAUUCCCUUGAUAGAGAGCAGGCUAUAGUGGCACUCUGGAAAUACUCACUUGGAGGGAAGCAAUAUGUUGAUGCCAUUAUGCAGUUUCCUGGCUGCAUAAACCUGAUUGUAAACUUGCUGAGGUCGGAAUCCAGUUCUGCGUGUGAAGCUGCCGCUGGACUUUUAAGAUCGAUAUCCCUUGUUAAUUUGUAUAGAGAUGUGCUGGCAGAUGGAGCAACUGAAGAGAUAACGGAUUUGCUAAAUCGACCGUCUUUGAAUCCUGAGGUGAAGGAGCAAGCUAUAUGUACUUUGUGGAACUUGUCCGUUGAUGAGAAGUUCAGAGAGAAAAUUGCAAACAGUGAUGUGCUGCCAUUACUUGUUAAGUCCGUGGAUGAUGAGGACAUAAAGGUGAAGGAAGCAGCUGGAGGGGUGUUGGCAAAUUUGGCAUUAAGUCACUUUAGUCACAGCAUUAUGGUUGAAGCAGGUGUUAUACCAAAAUUGGUGAGAUUCUACUUCCAUUUUUUAUCGGCAGAUGAUAUCCUGAAGUCUAAUAUCCCCCUUCACAACAAAGAUUGGUUUGCUGCUUGUUUGGUGAAACUUGGUUCUCUUUCUCGUCCCAGACUAGAAUUCGAGGACCCAAUCAACAUGGAAGUAACUCUCCACCAGACCAUUCCAAGACUCAUGGAGCAGCUAAAAACCUCAUUCGUUCCAGAAGAAAAGGAAGCUGCAGUUGUAGAACUCAACAGAAUAAUCUCUGAAGGGGUGGUUGAUUCCACUCGAGCCAUUGCUUCCGAAGGAGGCGUAUUUCUGUUGGUCAAACUGAUUGAAGAAGGGAGUGAGAGGGCCAUUGAAGCAAGCUUGGCGAUACUGUAUAAUCUGAGCAUGGACAGUGAGAAUCAUUCAGCAAUUGUAGUUGCCGGAGCAGUUCCCGUUUUGAGGAGAAUUGUCCUAUCACAAAGACCACAGUGGAACCGGGCACUUCAUUUGCUGAGGACUCUACCUACAUAAGGAGACGCUGCCAAACCUUAUGGUUAUGAGAUAAUUUUUCCAUUUUUGCCAUACUUAAAGCUACGAAUCUACCCUUAAAUUGAAGGGCGAGGUAACUCCCGUGGAGAGCAUACUUUUGUACUGGGGCAGCUGAUGCCGUUAGUAUAUGUACGGAUUGUAAUCAAGCUCCUUGCCCUUCUGUACAAGCACAGGAAUGUAAAAAUUUUGGUGGUUAAAUGGGAAAUAAUUUUUUGACAUCA
Molecule: messenger RNA, 1867 nt
Organism: Malus domestica (apple)
Lineage: Eukaryota; Viridiplantae; Streptophyta; Magnoliopsida; Rosales; Rosaceae
Source: RefSeq, a predicted model, not a curated record